CCUCUUGAUCGCAUCAUCGUCAGCAACACCUUGUACUCUGCGCAACGCAACAAGAGACGCUUUAAUACUCUAAUCUUGUCCCCCUUCAAUUCCUCGCCACGCUACUUUUGCGAGUCAGUCCCUGCUGGGGAGACCGCCCAGGCUCUCGUCCGCCGCGCGCUUCCUUCCUCACUCUUCCAACCGCUUCCCUUUUGGUAGUGGCAGCCGAGCGCUCGCCCCGUCCAUCCUCGGCGCUGCCCUCAUACGCGGCCGUUUGUCUUGGCAGACGAUUUGGAAACAGUCACCCACCACCUGCCCGCGCCACAGGGAAACGGAGGCCUCUACUGCACGAAACAGGAGGGCGCUUCUGGGCUCCGCUAUGCUCUAAAAGACAGCCGCCAAACGCAACUCUUAGGGCCCCGUAUUCCCUGCCAUCACACGAUGCUAUUUCUGCUCCAAGAAAUCCUCGACAUCGCCCUGCAGCGUCCGACCAUCAUCCCCCGUUAGAACCCGGCACCCCCUCAGGUCUCUCUACCUGUGUGCUCAAUAACCUUUCCGCCUCAGCGCCUAUCUGGGCAUCCGUACUGCAGCACUCACUGCAUCUUACAGACGAAGCACGGGCAGCACAACCGAGCAACCCCCCCACCUCAGCACCAGUUAAUCACCCAAAGCUGCCGCUCGAUCGCAGACUCGCACCAACUGCCUACCUAGCACGCGACCAUAUCUCGCCCUGUUUGCGGCUUUAGACAUCGCCCCAAAGCUUGGCUCUGGCUGGAGCGCGUCGCUCGUCCCGCGUCGCGGCCUUGGUUGGCCUUGGAACUCGGCUCGCUGCCGUCUCGGUAAAAACGCCAGGUUCCCAGCGAAGGCGCUCCCAAUCGGCAAAAUGGCCCAACCUAUGAGCAUGGAGGCGAUGCUCGAUGAGGAGCGCCGCGAGGUUUUGGCGCUCCUCGAGGGAUCCUCGGCGGCUGCCAGACACAGAGGCCCCGCCUCGGUCAGCGGCCGUUCACCGUCACCUUACUCGACGGGCCCUCGAUCCCCGGUGCGCAGCAUGCUGCAUUACGACGAGCCUUCGCCCUCGGGAUCUAGCCACGCCGCUGGCGUGCGCAACAGCCCUCGCCCAAGUCCCCGCCCUCGACCCGCCCAGAUCGUCCCGGUGAGGAGCAUGCUCGACUUCGACGCCCCUCCGGUCGCGCCCAGGCCGGUCCGGAGCAUGCUCGACCCCGACAGCCCUCCCCUCACGGCCAAGCCGUCCGCUAGUGCGCAGACGUCGCCACUCUCGAGCCCUCGGGCGCACUCCAUCAGCGUCCCCAGCCUUCAGCACCCGCGCAGCUUCUCGGAUGCGGCGUCCAAGCCGGCAGAGUUCGGGCCUCGGUCAUCGGCACUGGGGUCUGCCGACCCCACGGCGGGCUACCAGUUCUCGGGUAUCAUCACGAACCACGCUGGCCAAGCCCUCCCGAAGCGGGUCACGCAGGGUGGCAAGCGGAGCGUCAUGUCCGAGGUGAUGCGUGGCGGGGACGUGGGGAAUCUCUCGAUCCCGGGCGACCGGGGCCGGCCCUACCCGACCAUUGGUCCGUCUGCGCACCCACCAAAGCCGUCCAAGUCGUCAAAGUCCAAGUCGCCGCAUAGCCGCCUGGGCAUGCGCUCGCAGUCCCCCGGCAUCCUGCUCUCGGGUAGGCACCUGAGCCCAGCCGGGAGGUCGCUGGUCGACGAUACGCAAAAUCUAGACAUGCACAACGCCUAUCGCAGGCUGUCGGACGCCAACCUGGCGAGAUCUGGGGGCAGUCUUGCAGUCCUCUCGCAGAGGAAACGCUCAGACGACGCUACUGGCUCGGGUCGGCUUGCAAAGGAUUAUGUUAGCCCCGAUGGCGAAAUUCUGCCCGAGGAAAGCAGCGAUGAGGACCAGGGAAACACGUCAGACGAAGAGGGUGGCCGUGGACGCAAAGCUAGGAGGAACUUUGACGGCAGCGACAACAGUAGCAUCAAGAGCCCCGGACUCGAGCCUCCAAAACAGAAGGCUUCGCAGAGUUUGCUUGCCGCGGCUGAGGAAGAGCGUAUUCAAGUGGCGGCAUCUCGCCCUGCGCAUCAGUAUAGGUCUCUGUUGGAUGAGCCUGAGAUCACGGUGACGAACCCGGCGGGCGGGCGGGGGAAGCAGAUCAAACCGGGCAUCCACCCCGUCACCAGCUUUGACUUCAACUCGUCCGGCUCCGGCACCCGCACGCCCAUGGAUUCGGACACUGAGGCCGACUUCAGCGACAUUAAGCGGGCACAGAAGCUUAGCCUUACCAUGACGCCGGUGAUAGACUCACCAGAGUCCCAUCGGGCCAUCCGGAUCAUCUACCGGGGCGACUAUGCCAAGGUGGCGCAGGAUGCCGAAAACGAACACCGUCGGCUGAAGAAGUAUCUCGUGGCAAGCGAUCUCAGCGAGGAGUCGACACAUGCCAUGGAAUGGACUAUCGGGACUGUCCUGCGCGACGGCGACACAUUGCUGGCACUCUACUGCGUGGACGAGGAGAUAGGCAUUGGUGGGGGAGACAACAGCCAGGUGCCAGACGAUCCUAAGGCGAUGAAGGAGCAGGCGUCGGCCAUUCACGCCGUCGCCAACUUCAAGCCUUCUAUGGUUUUGGGCGGCGUUGGAGGGGGUUCGUCACUACUGCCGCUCCGGGGCUCGCCAUUGGUGAGAUCGUUCGAUAUCGGUGGGAGCGGGAGCGGCACGGGCGAGGCGUCAGGGUCGCCAGCCCCUUCUACAAAAGACAAGAGCAAGGCAGAGGAGGAGCGUGAACGGGCCAUCGUCGAUAUCACUGAAAGGGUCACGAGGCUACUCCGCAAGACUAGGCUGCAGGUCCGAGUGAUUGUUGAGGUGCUGCAUUGCAAAAACCCCAAACACCUGAUCACCGAGGUCAUCGACCUCGUCAGCCCCACGCUGGUCAUCCUCGGCAGCCGCGGGCGGAGUGCCCUGAAAGGUGUCAUUCUAGGCUCCUUUUCCAACUAUCUCGUUACUAAGAGUUCAGUUCCUGUCAUGGUUGCGAGGAAGCGACUCCGCAAGCAGAGCAAGUACAAGCGCACAGUGGUCCCACAAGUCAAUAAUAUCGCCAAUCCGACAGCACGCAGCCUCGCGAGCGCAAAGAUCGACUAGGGGACUCUAAGUAUCGCCGGAAGGAGUGGGCCUUCUAUAGCCCACGAAUACUUGAAGCAGAGGCGGGCCGGUAACAGGUCAUACUGAUCACGCCUCUUGGCUUGCUGACUGCCUGGGAGCGGGACAGGCGGCUCUUGGAUGCCUACCCCUCCAGCCUCCAGUCAGGCGAUCUGAUACCGUCGAUGAUGGGGAUGGUGUGCAUUUUAUAUGAGCAUCGGGCGGACUUGAUACGAGACAAAGAGCGAGAUUCGGGACUGCGCACGCAAUCGUAAACGCAGCCCAGGUAGUUGGGAGCGAGAGAGCUUGACAUCGAUAUCCUGUCGAAGCGAACUAGGGAAGUUAUUCAAAGAAGCAUUCAUUGACAGUCCCGCCGUUGGAGUCGAGGUGGCGCUGUGAGCACUGGAACACACUUUGAACCGGUUCACUCUCGAUCACCAAAUGGCUGUUUGUUUUAUUUUACUUUGUGGCCAGCAGGAAGUACGACUUAUGCAGUAUGAUUAACGGCAACAUUACCGGUUGCCGUAGCGGGCACCCGACAGAUAUAGAAGAGUGAUUGAAUGAUACAACUCCCAUCCCA
This is a messenger RNA of Gaeumannomyces tritici R3-111a-1, 3689 nucleotides long. RefSeq lists its product as hypothetical. Bases 863 to 3112 code for a protein of 749 amino acids. NCBI's taxonomy places the organism in Eukaryota, Fungi, Ascomycota, Sordariomycetes, Magnaporthales, Magnaporthaceae. The record is from RefSeq and is a predicted model, not a curated record. The transcript is spliced from 3 exons.